This is a messenger RNA of Paraglomus brasilianum, 1446 nucleotides long. The record is from the annotation of a GenBank genome assembly. Lineage: Eukaryota; Fungi; Glomeromycota; Glomeromycetes; Paraglomerales; Paraglomeraceae.
AUGAGCAAAGAAAACGACAAACUUGAGGUUGGCGUGGUGGAUGUGUCAAAAGAGAGUUUAAUGAAAAGUCAAAAGAAAAACGACGAUGUCGUCGUUAAUACCACAUCCGGAGAAACAAUUUUAACAGAAGAGGAUGAUCUUCCGCCGUUGCUACCUCAGGCUCCCAAACCUUCUCCCCCACUUGAACCUCUUCUACCUGACUCUUCUCCUACUUCCGAUAUCACCGCCGCAGACACUCCAGCCGACCCCGCAAGCUCUCCAUCCGAUCAACCGGAACAAACCGAAGGUCCCAAAGACGAGGACGCUGAAGUGCUUUACACUAGGUCGGAUCCUCUGAGUCAUCGGAUAGAGCGCGCCAUUCAACGAUACAAAAAGAACCGGAAGUUUAACACAACUCGCCAUCAGAUCCUCAACUCUUACCUUUCGUACGGCGGCGUAAACACAUCUCAAAAGGCGUUUCUCGGUAAUGAUGACGAGGUCGAUCCUGAAGACGACGCUGAAAUCAUAGCUGCAAAACAAGCGACUGACUUGAUUGAUGACGAUAUUAUUGAUGGCUCUGAAGUUGCAUUUACGCAUAUUGCCGCGACAUACUUGUCUAGUUAUUUUAUUGAUAAAAGCGGAUAUGUUAUGAUGAAUCAGUUUAAAGAAGCACCGGAAGUCUUGGUUUCGUUUUUGAAUUAUCUGAUAAGGCACGAUGUGUGUCCGGAACAUCUAGAAGAUAUGAAGGGAGCGUUGGAUAUUGCGUACAAGGCGCGUAUAGAGCUACCAAACUGUAAACUACUCUCUUUAAAUGCCCCGGGUAUUUUUAACAAGGCGUGUUCGCUGCUGUUUGGCGGGGAGUACUAUGGAAUGUUUGACAAUAACUGGCAAGGGGAAGACAAGGUGGCGAAUAUAGUGGGCAUGACGUUGGCCCAGGCAAAGAGAUUAUUUGAGAAGGAAACCGGAAUGAAGACUGAUGAGGUUGAAAUUGUGAGAGAAGAGACAAAGAUGGUUAUCGAUAUGGAGAUAAUAUCCAUUGAAGAUGAACGUGCAGAUAGCAAUGGUAAAAAUGCAGAUGGUGCAAGCCUUACUACGAAUGCCACAAAUGCUACCGAAGCAACAAAAGCAACAACAAAUGUCUCAAAUGCUACCGAAGCAACAAAAGCAACAAAUGCCUCAAAUGCUACCGAAGCAACAAAUGUCUCAAAUGCUAAAAAUACUCUAGAUGACAAAUUGCCGAGUGAUGGCCCUCUCCGUUGUCUUACAUUGCGCGACUGUAACAAACCAGAAGCACCAGAGAUCGUUCUUCGCUUGGGAAAUGACAUUGCGAAAUAUGCUGCAGUUGGAAUGCGCGUGAUUGCGGAUUUCUACAAGUUGAGUAAUGGUUGGUGGUAUUGGGAUCGUAUAACCAAUGUAUAUCCUUCCUAUUACGUUCCUUGUGAUAGUGACUCGAGCGAUGAGGAUUGA